AUGGACGACUUCAACAGCGAGACGGAUAGCGACUACACAAGCUACUGGAGAGAUUGGUUCAUUUCCUCCCGUGGCAACGAGUACUUCUGCGAAAUCGACGAAGACUACCUUACCGACCGAUUCAAUCUGACGGGCCUCAACACCGAAGUUCAGUACUACCAAUAUGCUCUGGACUUGGUAACAGAUGUCUUUGACCUAGACUGCGACGAUGAGAUGCGGGAGACGAUCGAGAAGUCGGCGAGGCAUCUGUAUGGACUUGUGCACGCCAGAUACAUUGUUACCACAAGAGGGUUGGCGAAGAUGCUUGAGAAGUACAAGAAGGCGGACUUCGGCAAAUGCCCACGAGUUAUGUGCAAAUCACACCCCCUGCUUCCCAUGGGGCAAUCGGACAACCCCAAUGUAAAGGCAGUGAAGCUUUACUGCGCCAAAUGCGAAGACAUCUACAACCCGAAAUCCUCCCGCCAUUCCGCCAUCGACGGUGCAUACUUCGGCACAUCCUUCCACAAUAUUAUCUUCCAAGUCUACCCCGCAUUAAUCCCACCGAAGACCGCCGACAGAUAUAUUCCUCGUAUCUACGGCUUCAGAGUGCAUGCUCCAGCAACGUUGAUUAGAUGGCAAGGAGGACUAAGGGAUGAUAUGCGGAAGCGCCUCAGGAAGCUCGAGAUUGACAGCGGGUUCAAGGAUGAUGAGGGAGAGGUUGAGGCGGAGGAUUCAGAGGAAGACGAAGAUGAAGAGGAGAUCGGAAUGGAUGCAUUGCUGGGAAAUGGAGAGCAGCAAGGAAGGGACGUGCAGAACAAUCAGAUAUAA
Drepanopeziza brunnea f. sp. 'multigermtubi' MB_m1 is the source of this 807-nucleotide messenger RNA. RefSeq lists its product as uncharacterized. NCBI's taxonomy places the organism in Eukaryota, Fungi, Ascomycota, Leotiomycetes, Helotiales, Drepanopezizaceae. Gene Ontology annotation, biological process: regulation of transcription by RNA polymerase III. The record is from RefSeq and is a predicted model, not a curated record. Gene Ontology annotation, molecular function: protein kinase regulator activity. Gene Ontology annotation, cellular component: cytoplasm; protein kinase CK2 complex; UTP-C complex.